AUGCGUGGUUGGGGCCUCUUCUUCUUCCUCCUCUUCCUCCUUCUCAUCUUCGCGGUCGUCGGAUGGGUGGCCUACACACAAUACAGCGCCCGCAAACAAGGGCUCCCCGCCCCCUCCCUCAAAUCAUGGAAAACUUACAUCCCAUUCCUCAAGCCUCAGGCCUCAUCAAACUACCCUGCCCCUCGGCACGCGGGACCGCUGGAAUGGGCCAGGGACCAAUUUUCCAAGUUGACCAGAAGACGCACGGCCAGAGGGGCCUAUGAAGAAGCCGGAAGUGGCGCCGAUGGACUGGUAUCUGGAGGUUCCAGAGGUAGGGGAGGCAGAGGGAUGGAAGAUGAUGCAUGGGACACCAGAGUAGGAAACGAAGACCCCUACGGACCCGGAGUUGGUUAUUCUGGAUAUGAAGAACAGGAAUUGGGUUUGGCCCCAACCCCGGGACUGCAGAAUGAACCCUAUGGCAGCGGCUCCCGCGGAGGUUCGGGCGGAGACUACUUGGGCGCCACAGGAAGCGCAGGGUAUUCCGACCUUGAUGUGAGUGGACGAGGUCGCCCAGGCAGUUCUUCCAGAGACAACCCCUUUGGCGAUCAACACGAAGCGACGCCGCGGCUGAGGAGCGUGAGCCCCAGGCCGGAAUCGGAUGCAGCAGCCGCAAAGGGACAUACAAAGGGAAACCAAAGCGUGGACACUCAAGGCAGCGGAGACGGAAACUCGAGUCCGAUCAGCACGAGAAAAAGCGCCUUCCGAGAGGGGAUAUAA
Molecule: messenger RNA, 756 nt
Organism: Fonsecaea nubica
Lineage: Eukaryota; Fungi; Ascomycota; Eurotiomycetes; Chaetothyriales; Herpotrichiellaceae
Exons: 2
Coding region: 1-756 (251 amino acids)
Source: RefSeq, a predicted model, not a curated record